This is a messenger RNA of Fusarium oxysporum Fo47, 621 nucleotides long. RefSeq lists its product as uncharacterized. The annotation marks the transcript as partial. The transcript is spliced from 2 exons. The record is from RefSeq and is a predicted model, not a curated record. Lineage: Eukaryota; Fungi; Ascomycota; Sordariomycetes; Hypocreales; Nectriaceae.
AUGUCUUUUCAAUCGACCUUCUCGAAUACCUUCCACCUGCGCGACUUCGUCGACACCGUCACAGACGACCCGAGUCGGGAAAACGCAUCCAACUACGUGGAAAUACAUACCGAUGCCAACAUUUUUGAGGAGAGCAGCUUCUACAGUCCUAAUGUCAACGUCGAGCCCAUUCGUACUCGCAUCCAUGCUUAUCUCACACGAGAAGAAAGGGACCUCUAUGUGCCAAACGCCUUCUUCUAUGCCGAUGGUCGCUUCUCUACUACCUUGUCUACCGACGGGCCCUUGGAAAUCAGUGUCCAAGCCCUCAGCUUGAUGAGGCACGUCCCGUCUUGUCUGUGGUGUCCGAUGGUGACCAUCAUCGGCUUCGUGCCACCUCGUAGCGACAAGACUCCUGACCUUUCAGAGGACCGCUGUUUCGCUGUCGAAACAUCAGUCUACGACACCUCAAAGGCAGUUCCAGUUGCGUUCUCUGUCGCUUGUUUCUUAGAAAACACCAAGCGUUGGCAAAGAGUCAAGAUACCGCCGUCGGGAGCCUUUCUCAGCAUCACUGCCAAAGUCGCUGGUCGCACCAUUGACACUAAUCAGCUGGCCCUCCGUGUCCUUGACUUGGCCUACCUGCCG